AUGCGACCUCGUCAUACAGCGCCAGAAGUGGUUCCCUCUGACAUCGAAGGGGGUGGCAACAGCUAUGGCAAGACCAUCUCCAUGGCAGGUUCUGGUGGCCGACCCAUAAUCCAACCGUUCGAGGGCCACGGAGGUGGCGACGGCAAGUCGAAGGGCCGCAGGGGGAUGGCCAUGGACAAAGAGCUUCUGCAGAAGGUGGGACUGGGAGUCGGAGGAGUCUGGCUUCUUGGUUGGCUGCUGCUCGGGUGGGACGUGAUGUGGCCUCUGUACUUGGUAUAUGACUUGUUUCUCUACAUCUUGUCCUUCCCGCCAUUCUCCUGGUUCUCCUGGAUGUUUGGUGGCUGGAUCUCUCGAGGGGCGCCGGUUCUGAACCAUGGGCAGCCUAUAGAGGAGGCAACGCUGCCUGCAGGACAGGUGUCUCAGUAUGUCAAUAGCUACGUGCAGCAGUACGGCGACGCUGCUUUGAUCUUCGCAACGAACGAUGGGUAUCCCCAGAUUGUGAAGGAGCUCAUCUACAACGAGGAUCUGGGCUACAGGGACCUUGCGGAUGCACGCGAUGACAGUGGGAACACAGCCUUGAUCUACGCAGCCGCAAAGGGUUUCCGGCAGUGCACAGCAGCCCUGCUCCGGGCCGGUGCCGAUCCAGAGCUGCCCAACCAGGGCAACGGUGGUCGAACCCCUCUGAUGGAGGCAGCAGGUGGAGGAUACAAAGACAUUGUUUCGGCUUUGCGCAUGAUGCCUAAAAUUUCAGUCGAUCUGGCUGAUGAUCAUGGCAAUACGGCCCUGCACUAUGCCGCCUAUCACGGCCAUCUUGCAGUUGUAAUGGAGCUGCUGAAAAGCAACCCCAACAAGGACCUCAAAAACAUCUAUGGUCACACUGCAGCGAGUUACGCUGCUUCCAACAAGUUCAAGGGCAUAGCCGACGUCCUGAACAGGGCCGAUCCAGCCAGAUCACAAAGGAGAGCCCAGGAGAAGGAGAAAGCAGAUGAAGAGGCCGCCAAGGAAAUUGAAGACAAGAUCCGCGAGCAUUUGAAUCAGCUGAAGUCGAAGCAGGAUCAUGAAGAGAAGGGCAAACAUGUCAAGGGAAAGGCUGAGAACCUGCAUGACCGUGAUGCAGAGGCUCUCCAGGCCCAAGGCACGGUGCCUGGGCGCCGAUCUGUGGCUUACCUCUCGGAGCCCGUGACCGCACGCUGGGCACAUGGCCAGGGCACCGGCACAGCUUCGCCAGGUCCAGCCUCCCUUGUGCAGCCAUGGCCGCUACCACCACAGGCGCAGCCACAGCAACCACCCCAGCAAGCCUGCCAAAGUGAGCCCCAGGACGUCAGGAACGCUCCCUCAUGCGACCCCUCCACGAAGCCCGCAGGAUCAGCUCCGGAAGGAGUCGACACAGAGGCAGCCAUCGUUGAUCUCAAAGAGCAGAUCGGUGGAUUGCGUAAAGAGCUCCAUGCUGUUCGCAGCAACUUGGAUGCUCAGCUGCGGAAGGAGCAGCCCCAGCUCGGUGCAUUGCGCCAGCGGGUGAACUCACUUUGCUCUGAACUGGCCGACUGUGGCACUGAAGCUCUGAAGAUGUGCUCGGAUCUCGGACACCGAGCUGCCGGUGAUGCUGUUCUGCGAAGCCGCAGUGCUCCGGGAGGCCAUGUGUGGCGGAGGCCAUCAGGCUGCCCACAAGCGCGGGGGAAUCCUGCUAUCAGGCUUUCGACGGGGCCAGCAGUGUACUCGUGCAUUCCGGCAACACUGUCUCCUCGCAUGCUGCGAGCAGCACCAAACGCCAAUGCCGCAGAACCGAUCACUAGUGGAGUCGCACGACGCAGCAGCGGACGCACAGAUGGGAGCAAUCUUCCAUCUCGAGCCCAAAGCGCGAACUCUGUGAAUGUGAUGACGGCGAACACAAAUGCACAAAGCCUUCCCCGAAACGAGAGUACUAGCAGCUUCGUUUUGACUGCCAAGCCGAUGCAAGUUCGGACCUCCGCGGUGUCCACAUUGGCUGCGCCGCACGCCCCACCAUCUCCGAAAGAGACGGUGCCGGCGAAAGCCACAAGAGCUUGGUCACCAAAUCCUGUUCCAGGAUCCCUGACACCGGAGAUUCUGCGACAGGCAUCUGCGAAAUCGGUGGCUUCCGACGGAGCUACCUGCCACAACUGCGGCAAUCGCCUGCCCCCUGACGCUCCCUAUUGUCGGUUUUGUGGUUUGGGGCGAUAUCGCGCAAGAGCAGCAAGGCAUUCAGUAUACCCUAGCUCUGAAGCAGAGGAUGCGGCAGCUGGAAUCAAUGAUGAUGCGCUGCGUGAAGAGGUGGUCAAGCAGUUGCACGAAAUGGCCCUGAACUCGGCAGAGAACGCUCGCAUGAGUGAUCGCCUCGUCUCCGCGGGCUUCGGUCCGAUCAGCAUGCCGCAGGCUGUGCCGGCUGCGUCACGUGAAGCUGUGCAGGGCACGCAGCCCGAGGAGCAGGAGGCGUGCCAUGGAGCCUGUGCGAGAAGGGUCCCCAUUGGGCCAGUCGGCUUUGUGGCACAAGCCGGGCAGGAUUCCUGCAACAAUGAAGGAUGCCGGAAUGACAGGCCAAUGGUCGCCAAGACGUCCCUCUCAGCACUGGACCUCUCGGCGCUCAAAGUUCGCCAAGGAGGCACGCAGAGUCCUACGCAUAGUGCUAUGCACGACUUUGAGCCCUCCAUAGAGAAAGACGAUGGCGUCUCGGAGUCUGAACGAAAGGCCCUGGAGGAGCAGCUGACCCGACUUCGACGACAGCACGAAGAGGCUGAGCUGAAGUCACAGAAGAAGAUAGUUGAGCUGCUCGAGAAGACUUCUGAGCAGCAGCGCGCGCUGGACGAAGCCAAGGACAAGCAUCGUGAGUUCCAGCUCAACCAUACAGAACUCCAGUUCAAGGUUGAUGAGCUUGAGACGAAGCAUCGCGCCAGCGUCCUCAAAGCGCAGGAGGAGGCCGACAGGGCGAAGGACUUGGCAGACAAGCACCAGGAGGUGAAGCAAGAGCUCGAGCGGCACAAGCAGCGGGCCGAAGCUCUGGAAAAGGAGCGCGACCAGCAAGAAGAAGUUGCCAGACGUCACCAGGAGCAUGCUCAACAGGCGCACCAAGAGGUCACUGAGCACCUCAGCAAGCUGGAGGAGCAUCAAAAGGAGAUGGUGGCUUUGAGAGAGCAGCUCAAGCUCCAGUCUCAGAGCUCGCGACGGCUCGCGACGGUUCUCGCGACGGUUCUCGCGCCGGCUCACGCGUGGAAGGACCGCCUCGGAGGAGAAGAAGCGGGAGGAGGAGAGAAUCCAGCAGAUGCAGGAAGAACUUCGCAGGCCUUAGCGGAUGCAGAGAGCAGGAAGAGCCGACUUCUGUCAUUUGCAGCUUCAGCUUCGGCUUUCAUGCUCCUGGCGCAGAAGCUGCUUUUCCUCCUCCUUGUGAGCGGGGUAGCUUUCAGGGAAAGCAAUGAUCGAAGCCUCGGGAAAGCUUGGACUCCACCGGGUGGUGAAGAUGUAUUUUCCAUUAUGAAUGUCAGCAGCCUUGCGAUUUUGGACAAGUUGCCAGAGCAAGUGAAUACUUUUCUCUUGGAAGUUCGCAUCGCUGGCUGGGGGCCUCGCCAAGGGUUGGCUUUUGGCUCUAAGCCAGACAUGCAGGAAAGAGCUGAUGGACUUGUCCGCUGGUUCGAGGGGUUGAAGGAGAAUGAGGUUCCAGAUGUCGUCGUGUUCAACGAAAUUUUCUCCAAAGCUGCAAGCACGAUCUUCAGACGUCUCUGUAACCCGCAAUGGAGGCGGAAUGGACAGUAUGCGAAAGACAAUGUUCUCACCUGCAGCACCGCUGGGCACUUCGGCUUUGCCACGAGAGUGCUGAAUCCAGCUGGAUGGGUGAAAAUUUCAGGUGGGGUAGUGAUCAUGGUGCGGAAGGGGCUGUACAUAUCAGAUUUCCACGAGGAGGCUUACGUCGAUCAUGAUUUCGAAGACGGCAUGUCGCAGAAGGGCUUCAUGCGUGUUCGAGUUGGGCAUCCUUCCAUCGGAGAUGUGUGGGUUAUCGGAUCCCACGUGCAAGCGUGGCCCCAGAAUGCUGGUAUUCGCGUAAAGCAGUGGAAACAAAUGUGGAGACACAUUGACACGACGAUUCCAAAGGGCUCCAAGCUGGUCAUUGCAGGAGACAUGAACACGGAGAUGUCAGAAAUUGAAACAAUGAAGACAGUACUUCAUUCAGAGAGCUCGCCUCUCGACGAGUCCGGUUUCUGGCUCCCACUGCGGACGCGGCUUCCAUACAGCUCGUACGGUGGCGGUGGGCAGAAUGCAUAUCUGCACUACGAUCACCAGGAAACCCAUGAAAAGAGUCCACAUGAUCAAAUCAUGUACGUGUCAGAUGGGAAUAGGUAUGUGAGCCCGAAAAGCAUGAGAUGGCAAUACUUGCCCAUGAAGUCUGAUGUCUGCUUUCCCAGCGCGAUAACCAUGCCGAACAUCUCUGUGGAUGACCUGUCUGACCACUAUGCUGCUUAUGCUCAGCUGUGUUACGGCAGCCGCUGUCAAAUUCAGCAGUUAUCAGGGCAUCGCGGAUUCAGCGGCAUAGGCUUGGGCGAUGAGAUACGCUGUUGUGCUGGGCGGGGCGUGGUAGCUGGCAAGUGCUUCGACUGGGCGCCUGGUGGAGUGCACGCCGGGCAGAUUGGGCUCAGCACCUCAAAGUUCUGCACGAAAUCCGGGAAGUACCCUUGCACGACCAAAGUGCAAGCUGAGAGCAUCGAAGAUUGCUAUGUGAAACUGGCCGAGAUGGAUCUUCCAUACAGCCUUAUCAAGCUGCGUGGUGGUGGAAACGCAGGUUCGCUCGUUUUCGAGGGUGACGCAGGGGAACAGAAGCGAAUUCCGGAUGCUGAGUUGAAGCUGUGCGCGUGGAGCCAUGUCAAUGUGUUCUGUGAGGACGGAGAGUCCCGUGGCAGAGCCAGAGAUCGCGGCUGUCGCAGCCGAUGCUCCGGAGGACAAGAGCUGAGGCUUCCUCGUGUCCUGAGGCAAAUGGCUUCCGGCCUAUGGAAUGACUUGAAAGGCCAAGUGCCCAAAAUGAAAUCUACACAUUUGCGGACCCUGAUGCAGGAUCAGGCCCGCAACGACUCCAUGUUUGUCCAGAGCGGGCAAGUAGUUCUCGACUAUUGUCGCCAAAAGGUCGACAGUGAGACCAUGUCAAAACUCUUCGAUCUAGCCGAGAAGGCUGGUGUCGAGCAGAGGAAGGCAAAGAUGUUUGCAGGCGAGCGCAUCAAUCAGACCGAAGGCAGAGCAGUUCUUCACCCAGCACUGCGAGCGCCUCGCAGUGCGUCCAUCCCCUUGGAUGGACAGAAUGUGGUGCCAGAGGUCUGGAAAGUCUUGGAUGCCAUGAAAGGAUUCUCCGACAAGGUUCGCUCAGGAGAAUGGAAAGGCUUCACUGGAAAACCAUUGACAGACGUGGUCUGUAUUGGGAUCGGCGGCUCUUACUUGGGUGUGGAGUUCGUCUACGAAGCGCUGAAAACAGAUCCGGAGGCAGCGGCAGCGGCUCAGGGUCGGAAGCUUCGCUUCCUGGCGAAUGUGGACCCUAUCGACGUCCAGCGGGCUUUGGAAGGGCUCAAUGCCGAGACGACCCUGGUCGUCAUCAUCUCGAAGACAUUUACAACAGCUGAGACGAUGCUUAAUGCCAAGACAGUCAAGGCAUGGCUCGUGAAGGAGCUUGGCAGCGCAGACUGCGUCGCGAAACACGUCGUGGCAUGCUCCACUGCUCUCGACAAGACCCAGGCCUUCGGCAUCGACUCGAACAAUGUCUUCGGCUUCUGGGACUGGGUCGGCGGACGCUUCUCGGUUUGGAGCGCCGUGGGUGUCCUCGCGUUGUCGCUGCAGUAUGGUUUCGGCAUCGUCAACCAGUUCCUGGAAGGAGGGCAUGCCAUGGAUCAGCACUUCCAGAAGGCACCUGCCAAAGAAAACCUUCCACUGAUCAUUGGGCUACUGGACGUCUGGAACUGCAGCAUGAUGGGGCACGAGGGCGUUGCUAUUCUGCCCUACUGCCAGGCCCUGGUGCGUUUCGUGCCUCACAUCCAGCAGUUGGAUAUGGAAAGUAAUGGUAAACGUGUGCAGAUGGAUGGGAGCGAGGUGCCGGUCGGAACCGGCGCUAUUAACUUCGGUGAGCCUGGCACGAACGGCCAGCACUCGUUCUACCAGCUUAUGCACCAGGGCCGAGUAAUCCCAUCUCACUUCAUUGGAUUCGCGGCUUCGCAAAACCCAGUUGAGCUGCCUGGCGAAGCGGUUUCCAAUCACGACGAGCUAAUGUCAAACUUCUUCGCCCAGCCAGAUGCACUGGCUCUGGGGAAGACGGCCGAAGAGCUGAAGGCAGAUGGGAUCCCAGAGAAGCUCGUUGCGCACAAGACAUUCCCAGGGGACAGGCCGUCGCUGUCCUUGCUGCUGCCGGUCUGCAAUGCACACUGGCUGGGGCAGCUCUUGGCCCUCUACGAGCACCGCACUGCUGUGCAAGGCUGGUUGUGGGAUAUUAACUCGUUCGACCAGUGGGGUGUCGAACUCGGGAAAGUCUUGGCCAAGGAGGUACGCGGAUACUUGAGCCAGGCGAGGAAAGGAUCGGCAGAUGACUCCAAGUUUUUGACUCCAACAAAGAAGCUUCUGGCGAAGUACCUCGAAUAG
Molecule: messenger RNA, 6615 nt
Organism: Symbiodinium sp. CCMP2592
Lineage: Eukaryota; Dinophyceae; Suessiales; Symbiodiniaceae
Source: the annotation of a GenBank genome assembly